CAAGGCGAUCGGCGCGCGGCCGUCGCGCAAAGAGGCGGCGCCCAAGGCGGCGCGCAAGAGGCCUCAAAAGGGCGCGGCCGCCGCCCCGGCCGCCGCCCCCGCCGCCGCCCCCGCCGCCGAGGCGGGCGGCGGCGGCGGCGGCGGCGGGCGCAGCAGCUCGAAAAAGCCAAAGAUCGAUCCGGGGACGGCGCAGUGGGCGAGCCAGCGCCCCCCCGCGGGCGCAGCGACGGUCGCCGCCGGGCAGGGGGUGCUUCCCACGGGGCCGUCGAGCUCGGCCGACGGCGCAGGGGGCGCCGCCACGCUGGGCGCGGGCGACGCGGCGAUGCGGCAGCUGCUGCAGUCGGUGCUGCGGCCGCAGGCUAACGGGAUGCCCCCGUCUCGCUCGACGAUUGAGCUGCUGCAGUACCUCGAGGGCGCGGCCCAGAGGACGAUGCAGGGGCAGGGGCAGGGGGAGGGUGGCGAGGGCGGGCCGGUGAUGCCCGCCGUCCCCUCCUCCAACUCGUUCGCCUCGCUGAUGAGCUUGCUCAAGAGCUCAAACUCGCUGCAGCACCUCGCCGAGCAAGCAGAGGCGGGCGGCGCGCCGGCGCCGGGCACGUCCGAGCUCAACCUUGCGGCGCUCGUGCGCGCGGCAUCGAGCAGCGACAUGGGAGCGUCGGGGAGCAUGCCGCCGCCGUCGGUGCUUCCGUGGUCGGGGGGGCGGCGGAACUCGUGGGGCAGCCUCACCGGCGCGCCGUCGACGGACGACUUGGCAGAGCUGACGGCGCUGGCAAACGGGCUCAAGGAGUCGCCGUCGGUGACGUCGCUGAUGGAACUGGUGCGGUCGAGCUCGGCGGCGUCGCUGCUCGACCUCGUCGGCCAGCCCAACGGCAGCGCGACCAACAUCGCCGGCCUCGAGUGAGCCGCCGCCCGCCGCCCGCGGCCGGCCCUCUGUGACUCUACUGCCGACUCCCAUGCCGCGAUCCCAUGCUGCGUCGUGCCCAUGCCCACGUCCAAGUCCUCGCCCGCGCCGUCCGCGUCCGCUCCCGCGCCACUCCCCUGAGGAGUCGCCAGCACAGCCGCCGCCGGCGCACCGCCGCCGGCUGGCUGUAGACACCGAGCCCCCGCCCAUGUCGUGAGAGAAGCUCUGAGGCGGGGGCGAGUGCGCUAUUGUGUGUGCGCCCGAGCCCGGCAACAGCGAGCGCCGCGCCCAGCGCGGCGCUGCGGCCUGGCUGCCGGGCGUGGGCGGGUGUGUCUACUGCUGGGGGGCGGGCGGGUCUCGGAGCCCCAUCGCGGCGCCCGUCUGC
Molecule: messenger RNA, 1283 nt
Organism: Emiliania huxleyi CCMP1516
Lineage: Eukaryota; Haptophyta; Isochrysidales; Noelaerhabdaceae
Exons: 3
Coding region: 323-898 (191 amino acids)
Source: RefSeq, a predicted model, not a curated record